Populus euphratica (Euphrates poplar) is the source of this 7033-nucleotide messenger RNA. RefSeq lists its product as uncharacterized. Lineage: Eukaryota; Viridiplantae; Streptophyta; Magnoliopsida; Malpighiales; Salicaceae. Bases 393 to 6647 code for a protein of 2084 amino acids. The transcript is spliced from 16 exons. The record is from RefSeq and is a predicted model, not a curated record.
GUGUAUCUCUCUCACUCAUCAAACCCAACCAAACGAGUUAAACAGCAUUUCGUUUCCUUUCGUGACAAAAACACACAAAAAGUAAUAUCACUCACGCUCUUUCUCUCACCGGGACCUAUCGUCUUUCAAUUAACCGGAACCCUAACUCGAUCCACCGGCGAAUUCAAGAUUCUGGUGUGUUAUACAAUCUCCGGCAACUAUUAAUUCUGUGCUUCUGUUACUUUACGUGAGUUUAAUUAGGUUUUGGAAGUUUGGAAGAGGAAGCUAAUUAGUUCCUUAGGGGUUUUGUUGGAAAAAUUAGAUGAGCGUACGAUUGGGGAAGAGUAGACGACCAGGGCUUCGUCACCGAAUGGAGGGAGGUAGCGUCUCUAGACUUGCUCUGGGACACACCCAUGGAUUAUGAUGAAAAUGAUUUUCAAAAUCACAAUCUUCAUUUAGCUGGUGAAGGAAGCAACAAAUUUCCUUCUGUUUUACAGCCAUAUGCUCUUCCCAAGUUUGAUUUCGAUGACAGUCUAAAUGGAUCUUUAAGGUUUGAUAGUUUGGUUGAGACUGAGGUUCUUCUUGGCAUUGAAAGUAACGAAGACAAUCAGUGGAUUGAAGAUUUCUCUCGUGGUACCAGUGGGAUACAGUUUAGUUCAAGUGCAGCAGAGUCUUGUUCUCUAUCAAGACGCAACAAUGUCUGGUCUGAAGCUACUUCCUCAGAAUCUGUUGAAAUGUUAUUAAAAUCUGUUGGCCAGGAAGAUAAUACUCCUAUACAAACUAAUACUAAGGAGUCAGAUGCCUGUGAUGAACUGGGUUGCAUACUAAAGCACAUGGAGCCCAUCUUGAAACAGGAUAAUGAUACAUCACCUAAAGUGGAAGAUACUGCGAAUUUACAGGCUAAAUUUCUGCCAGGCGAGGAUGUGGAAGAUUUUUCUGUGUUGGAUAAUGAUGUUGGACAGCAGCAGCCUCUUGAUGAUAGUUCUCAGGAUCAUAAAGGUGAAGCAUCUGCUGAUAGUGGUUUGGGACCUUUAGUUGACCUAUCUGCUAUUAGUGUAGAGGUCAGGCAACCUGUUAUUGAAGGGAGUCUGUCCAUUGAUAGUAAAUCUAAUCAUGUUACUCAAAGGGAGAUCGAUAAUGUUGUGAAUGGAUCUUCAAAUGAUAGGCCACAGAAAGUUCCUGCUUCAGGGAUGCAGGAUGGUGCCUCUGUGCAAAGUAGCACUACAGGAAAUAUUGAAUUGAAUGAAAAAGAUGGCCCAGAUGAUAUAAAUAUCACUUCUGAUGAUAGUAAAGAUUUUCUGGAAACAGACACUGGUGAGAAUCAGAAAAAGGGACAAGUAUCAAGUCAAGAGGGCCAAAUGGAGGAUGAGAAUCCUUGUUUGGAUGCAGUGGAAUCUAUGGAAGAAGCUAACAUCAUUGAAACUAACUCGAGUAAUUUGGGGGAACCUUCUUGCAAAAUACUGAAUUCACAUUCUGGCUUCCCAGAAGACUUAGUGACUAGUGAUCAGUCCAAAGUGGAUACAGUUGGGGGAUCAGUGAUGGCUGUUGAAGAUAAUACUACUUUUAAGGGGCAUGAAAUUGAGGACUCAAAUGGUUCCCAAUUGGAUAACAAGAACCUAUCUAAUAAGUGUGAGGGAUCUCUCCUGUCUGCUGAAGACUGUGGGCCUGCUAAAGUGAAAGUUGGUGGAACUCGCAGCAGCGAUACAGGUGGUGUUUCUAGUUUGGCUAAGGUGUGCUGUUCAGCUGAAGUUGUCGGAGAAGUGGCCCAUGUUUCAUCCUCUUUCCUUGCUGAAUCAUCACAAAUAUGUGGGAAGUCUGUGGUUUCCGCUGAGGGAAAGGACACCAUAGAGCUUCCUUCUGGCAAUGUUAGCACUGAAAACAAUUUCAUAGCUUCGAGAUUGCAAUCAGAUGCUGCUUCUGACAACAAUUCGGCAUCAGAUGUUAGCUGCGAACAUGCUCACGUGGUAACCUUUGCUACAAUGGAUGGUGUUCCAGCACCUUCUGGUGAUGUCACUAAUGUAGAUGCAGUUAUUGGUCACAAAGAUGUCAAAAUGUCACUUUUAAGUGAGAUGGGGUUAAGUCCCUUAGAUAAAGAGAAAGAAACCACGGACAAGAUUUAUGUGGAGGCCAGUUUAUCAGGUCUGAAGACCUCUUGUCAAGUGAUAGCUGGAUUGGAUCCUGGUUCUGAAUCCAAAAAAGGUGCUUCUUCUGGUGCUGCAGGACAGAUAUUAUGUGAGUCAGCUGAACAAUCUCCAUUAAUGGUGGAUGCUAGUAAAACAGAAGGACCUCAUUCAGAAGUAAUUGAUAAGGUCAGCCUGAAGAGCACAAAGGAAAUGAAUGUGUGUCCAGUUCUUUGUGAUUCAACUGCAAACAAGGGAGAUGAUGUUGAAGUGUUGGUAAAAGAAAAUGAUGAAAAGGAAUCAUCCAAAGUUUCAGAACCAACUGUAAACAAGAAUGAGAUGCUAGGACCUAUCUCCUCAGAAAAGGAAGAGGGUCGAGAGGAUGCUAACCAGAAAGGUCAGGAAGAAAAUGAAGACGUCAUAGUGUCUGAAGAUAAUAGUGAUGGGAAGAUUGCUGUCCCUAGCACAAACGAUUGUGGAAGUUGUGCUGAUGUUGGCAAAGCAGCCAGUGGUUCCCCUACUGUCAUCAGAGCCGCCAGAGAUUUUCAGAGUGAAAGUGACAAGGAUGGAGCCAAAUAUUCAGUUGAGCAGGCUGCUGUUGCUGAUAGCAAUGCCAGCAAAGCUUUGUCUCGUUCUCAGGAUCUGAAACAAAAUGAUGCAUCCAAAGAUGAAAGGAGCUUCACUUUUGAGGUCAGUCCGCUGGCAAAAAUGCCUCAAAAAGAAGUCGGCAAUAAAUGGCAGCCCUUUUUGAACAAACCAACCACUGAAGCCUACCCGAUUUUGAAUGCUUCUCCAUCAUCUGGUCUGGUCCAAAUAGAUCCCAAGCUUGCCCAAGAUCUUCCUCAUGGAAAUCCAAAGGUGUCUGAUGUAGCCAUUGUGCGUAGUGGCUCUAAAGGUACUUCUGAGCGUAAAACAAGACGAUCAUCUGGUAAGGCCAUGGAAAAGGAGAGUGCGAGAAAGGGAAAUCCUAUUAAAGAUACUGCUUCUGUGAGGCUAGAAAAGGGGGCAAAAACAAACAAUGUCUCCCCAAGCCCUUCUGGGAUAGCGCAACAUGUGCAAUCAAAUGAGAUGCAGCGCUAUGGUCAUGUGGAUUCCAGUACUAAGAAACCAUUUGUCCAUGCAUCUUCAAGCCUUCCAGAUCUGAAUUCUUCUGCUUCUCCAUCUGUGAUGUUUCAACAACCCUUCACGGACUUGCAACAAGUGCAAUUGCGUGCUCAGAUAUUUGUUUAUGGCGCUUUGAUACAAGGAACAGCUCCAGAUGAAGCAUAUAUGAGAUCAGCAUUUGGAGGAUCUGAUUGUGGUAAAAGCAUAUGGGAGAAUGCCCUACGCUCUUCUAUAGAACGGCUUCAUGGUCAAAAAACUAAUCUCACUACUCCAGAAACCCCUUUGCAGUCACGUCCUGGUGUCAGAGCUCCUGAUCAAGCAAUUAAACAGAGUACUGUUCAAAGUAAAGUAAUCUCUCCACCUAUUGGUCGAUCCAGCAAGGGUACUCCAACAAUUGUGAACCCCAUGGUGCCCCUUUCUUCACCGCUCUGGAGUGUACCUACCCCUGCUGGCGACGCAUUUCAAUCAAGCAGCAUGCCAAGGGCUCCCAUUAUGGAUCAUCAGCGGGCACUUUCUCCUAUGCAUCCUCAUCAAACUCCACAGAUAAGAAAUUUUUCUGGUAACCCUUGGAUAUCUCAGGCACCUUUUUGCGGUCCCUGGGCUCCAUCUCCACAAACACCUGCACUUGACACAAGUAGUCAUUUUUCUGCGCAAUUGCCUAUCACAGAACCAGUUCAAUUGACACCUGUGAAAGACUUAUCCAUGCCAAUUAUCUCUGGUGCAAGGCAUGUUUCUCCUGGUCCUGUAGCUCAGAGUGGGGCUUCCACCAGUGUUUUUACUGGGACUUUUCCUGUUCCAGAUGCAAAAAAGGUUGCAGUGUCUUCCAGUCAACCUCCUGCUGAUCCCAAACCUAGGAAAAGAAAAAAGAACUCAGUUUCUGAUAGUCCAGGUCAGAAUAUUUUGCCUCCUCGCCUUCGAACAGGAUCAGUUUCUGCUCCUGUUGUUACCAGUCAUCUGUCUACUUCUGUUGCCAGUACAAGCCCUAUCAUCUUUCUUUCUAAAGCCCCUACAGAGAAAUUUGUGACUUCUGUAUCUCCUACACCUACUGAUAUCAGAAAUGGGAAUCAGAAUGCAGAACAGAGGAAUAUUUUGGCAGAGGAAACCCUUGAUAAAGUGAAGGCUGCGAGAGUGCAGGCAGAGGAUGCUGCCACUCUUGCUGCUGCUGCUGUUUGUCACAGCCUGGAAAUGUGGAAUCAGUUGGAUAAGCAGAGAAAUUCUGGGUUAUCACCAGAUAUUGAAACCAAACUAGCUUCUGCAGCUGCUGCAAUAGCUGCAGCUGCUGCUGUUGCAAAAGCAGCAGCGGCAGCUGCCAAAGUUGCAUCUAGUGCUGCAGUGCAAGCAAAACUGUUGGCUGAUGAAGCAGUAAAUUCUGGUGGUUACAACAAUCCCAGUCAAGACAAUACAAUUUCUGUUUCUGAAGGCAUGAAGAAUUUGGGAAAGGCUACUCCUGCUUCCAUCCUGAAGGGUGAUGAUGGGACAAACAGUUCCAGUUCAAUCCUUAUUGUGGCAAGGGAGGCUGCUAGACGGAGAGUUGAAGUUGCUUCUGCUGCUGCAAAACGAGCUGAAAAUAUGGAUGCUAUUGUUAAAGCUGCGGAGCUGGCUGCAGAAGCUGUGUCUCAAGCUGGGAAGAUAGUUGCUGUGGGCGAUCCUUUGCCACAGAAUGAGCUAGUAGCUGUGGGUCCAGAGGGCUAUUGGAAAGUAGCCAAAAUAAAUAAUGAACUGAUCUCUAAAUCAAAUGCUAUAGGUAGAAAAACUCUUAACAUAGAUAGAGUUGGAGAGGGACCACACGCUCCAACUGAGGAGUCCACUGAGGACCAUGUGAGAUUGGAAGAUGGUUUCUUGAGUUCUGGUGCAGCUGCUGCAAAGGAUGUUAAAGGACAAGAGGGCUACAAGGUGUCUGAAUCUGAGAAUGGUUCAAGAUCUUUGGGAACUAUAGAAAACUUUAACAGCAUCAAGGAGGGGUCCCUUGUAGAGGUUUUCAAAGAUGGGAAUGGAUUUAAAGCAGCCUGGUUCUCUGCCAAUGUCGUGGAUUUAAAGGAUGGGAGUGCAUAUGUGAGUUAUACUAAUCUUUCAUCAGUUGAAGGCUCAGAAAAGCUAAAGGAGUGGGUGACACUUAGAGGUGAAGGAGAGAGAGCACCAAAAAUACGAAUAGCUCGCCCUAUUACUGCCGUGCAAUUAGAAGGAACAAGGAAGAGGCGACGAGCUGCCAUGGUGGACCAUAUUUGGUCUGUUGGUGAUAGAGUGGAUGCAUGGAUUCAAGAUAGCUGGUGGGAAGGAGUGGUCAUUGAAAGAAGCAAGAAAGAUGGCACCACACUAACAGUCCAAUUUCCAGUUCAAGGAGAAACAUCUGUUGUUAGAGCAUGGCAUCUUCGGCCUUCUCUCCUAUGGGAAAAUGGGGAAUGGAUUGAAUGGUCCAGUUCAAGGGUGGGCUCUCAUUCGACCAACAAGGGUGAUACUCCACAGGAAAAACGACUGAGGGUGCGGAGCCCUGCAGUGGACACCAAAGGGAAUGAUAAGUUGUCAAAAGGUUUUGAUUCUGUGGAAACUAAUAAACCUGAUGAGCCAACUUUAUUGGAUUUAGCUGCUCAUGAAAAAUUGUUUAAUAUUGGUAAGAGUGCCAAAGAUGGUAAUAAACCUGACGGGCUCAGAAUGGCACGGACUGGCUUGCAGAAGGAAGGAUCAAAAGUGAUCUUUGGUGUACCAAAGCCUGGGAAAAAAAGGAAGUUUAUGGAAGUGAGCAAGCAUUAUGUUGCAGAUCAGAGCAGCAAAAACAACGAUGCAAAUGAUUCAGUAAAGUUUGAUAAAUAUUUUAUGCCUCGGGGAUCAGGAUCCCGUGGAUGGAAGAAUACUUUAAGAACUGAAUCAAUCGCAAACCGAACAGCGGCAUCGAAGCCCAAGGUGUUUAAGUCAGGAAAGCCACAGAAUGUUUCUGGUAGAACAAUUACUCAGGACAACUCAUUGACAACUACAGUUUCUGCUUCCAGUGAUGGUGCUGUUACAGAUCAUGUUGCAAAGACCAAGGCUUCUAUAAGCCAUGUUGAAAAUACAUCCGAAAAACGUAACUUGACUGACUUUCAGCCCUUAUCUAGCUCCGUGCGAGUAACAGAGGGUCCAAUAUUUUCUUCCUUUCCUCUUCCUUCAGGUACACUUUCCUCUAAGAAAACUUCCACAUCAACUGCUAAACCUCAACGGGUAAGUAAAGGAAAACUUGCUCCUGCUGGUGGAAAGUUGGGUAGAAUUGAAGAGGACAAAGUUUUCAAUGGAGAUUCUUCAAAAUCAACAUCUGAUGUCACAGAGCCACGAAGGUCUAAUCGUAGAAUUCAGCCUACAUCAAGACUGUUAGAAGGGCUACAAAGCUCCUUGAUGGUGUCAAAAGUUCCAUCUGUGUCGCAUGAUAAAAGUCAGAAAAGUAGGACUGCUUCUAGAGGGAAUAACCAUGGUUGAGAGGAGCUCAUGCAAUGAUGAUAUCGAGUGCAAAGAUGCUCCAUUGUGGCUGGACAACACUGCAAGAGUAGUUGUGUAUAUUUAUAGUAGAGGUGAUAGGUAGGAAUGGAAAUUCUGCUUGGGAUAAUAUGACAUGUAGUGGGUAGAUGUUCAUAUCAAUUUUAGUUUAUUUGCGAUGAUGAUUUGAUCUCCCAGCGUUUGCCAUAAGGGUCGUAUAUGGAAAAUCUCCAUAUAGUUUGGCUUGAAAUCGCAGGAAGCUUUGCUGAUCAGUCAUGUAUGCCUUGUGAAUUCCCGUUUUAGGUGGUCGGUGGUCGGUGGGGAUGGUUAUUUCCACAUUCAAUAAGCUUUUCUUUAGUUUUCUGAAUGGAAGUUGCUAUUUAAAUUUA